AAAUUAUUCAAAAUUAUUAGUUAGUUAAAUGCUUGAAUUCCUAAGCAAUGUUAACUACGUUUAUCAGCUAAGUAAACAAUUGCCGCAGCAACAACAAAGACAACAGCAAAUACCACAAGGUUUGAGUUACUCAUUGUUAACCGGCUAUACCCAAUACGGCUCCCUCUCCAUCACAGUGUGCUAAAUAUAAUAGUUUGUGAAUCAUAAUACAACUGUUAUCGGUUGAUCCCCAAUAAAAGCUCGUGUAUCAGAGGCUCCAAACAUCCUAUAAAGCAUGUCCAAAAACGGAGCCAUAAUGCUCAGCAGCUUUCGCCUGCUUUUAAUGCGACCCGCUCCACAAAAAUUCGGACGCUGCGGUCUGCGUUUAGCACCGGUGACAACGACCUUUGCAACGCUGCACUUGCGACCUGGACAAGCGCUACAAGCACAGCACAGAACAUUUGCAUCGUCAACGCAUUCUGAUGAUGACUCGGACGGGCAAACUGGACGGAUAAAGCACAAAAAGCAACUGGAUAGUGGAGGCGAGGAUAUCGGCCGCCUCAAUGUGAGCGAUUUAAAAGCACGCCUGCGGGCACGCGGGCUCAGCGCCACGGGCCGCAAACAAACGCUAAUUGAACGCUUAGAGACGGCCGCAGCUACAGAGAUAGAGACAGAGACUGAAACAGAAGCAAAUGUGUCCCUAACUCGCCACCGGGAGGCAGCAACACAAAGUCUCAUCGAGCCGCAGGUCGACAGCGCUUUAGCUGCACCAACCGAGCCAACUGCCUCGUCCACACAGUCGCCUCACCAGGACAUCUUUGUGGAGUAUGUGAGUGGCAUGCCACAUCUGACAGUUCGCCUGCCCAGUCGCAAUGAGCUGUGUCAGUUUGCACUGAAGCCCAUUUCGCACAAUGUGGGACAUUUGCUGGCCAUGCUGAAGGAGGAAGAUCGCGGCAUUGAUCGAGCGGCUAUAAUCAACAAGCAUGGCGUGCGCAUUGCCUCAUCCUGCAGCAUUGAGAGCUUGCUAGAUGAUGAGUUCAGCAUACAAAUAAAUAAUCGCUGCUUAGAAGUGAAGCCGCCCAAGCGCGAGAAGAUCACAAUAGAAACUAUAGACAAGAUGGGCGAUGUGCGUAAAAUUGUGGCACAGCUCUAUGAAGCCUUCAAUGUAAGCGAAUAUCAACUAGAAAAGAGUAAUCAAUUGACAAAGGAACUGGAAAGCCUACGCUAUGAACUGGAGCCACUCGAAGAGAAAAAAUUGGAGCUGAGUCGGAAGGCAGAACGUCGCACCAAUAUUAUGACCUGGGUGGGUCUGGGCCUCAUGUCCGUGCAGUUCGGCAUAUUGGCGCGCCUGACCUGGUGGGAAUACUCCUGGGAUAUUAUGGAGCCAGUGACCUACUUUGUCACAUACGGCACCACCAUGGCCAUGUACGCCUACUAUUGUGUUACGAAGCGUGAAUAUAUCUUGGAGAAUGUGCACAAUCGCGAGUACUCGCUGUCCCUCUAUAAGAACGCCAAGAAGGCCCAGUUCGAUGUGGAGCACUAUAAUCGACUAAAACGCCGCUCAGCGGAGUUGGAAUAUAAUCUAAGACGCAUCAAUGAUCCAAUCAAUAUGCAACUGCCAGCCCACUUGGUGCGCGCCCAAAUAGACACGCCCCCAACAGACGAGAGCAACGGAUCCACAGUGGCUCAACAGAAAAGUACUUAAUUACCGCCACGCCUACAAUGGGGAGGGAGCAACAGAUUUUGUAAUUCAAAGACAAGUUUAUGUUUAAGCCCUCACUGGCUGUAUCAAUCAACUCAAGUCAUUUAGCAUAAAAGAAUUGCACAGAGUAAAGAAAUCGGAGCUCGGAAUGAAAUUAUAGUCACUGAAUAGAUCAAAUCGUAUAUAGAAUGUCAUGUAGUAGCGUAUAUAUCUGGUUUGGAGAGCAAUGAAUGUAUUUUACUUUUACUUAUUUGUUUAUUUUACGUAGUUCUCAUUUUCUGUUAACUGAAUGUUUAGUUAGUUUAUGUUUAUAUUUAAUUAGCGUAAGCCAAGUUAUGGACGAGCACAACAUGGCGCACAAGCAACAACAGUAGUUGCAGUUUACUAGCUGACAUAUACUUUCUGCUUAAUAUUAUUUAGUUAUUUAUUUUUGUUUUUAAUUAUACAUAUGUAUUUUUUGUGCGUUUGCA
Molecule: messenger RNA, 2151 nt
Organism: Drosophila busckii
Lineage: Eukaryota; Metazoa; Arthropoda; Insecta; Diptera; Drosophilidae
Gene: MCU
Product: calcium uniporter protein, mitochondrial
Exons: 8
Coding region: 275-1684 (469 amino acids)
Biological process (GO): calcium import into the mitochondrion; mitochondrial calcium ion homeostasis
Cellular component (GO): uniplex complex; mitochondrial inner membrane
Molecular function (GO): uniporter activity; calcium channel activity
Source: RefSeq, a predicted model, not a curated record